UCCGCCCUCACGCCCAUUCCGCAGAGCUGGCCAGGCUGAGGAGCGGCUGCCGGAUCCCGGGACGUGAGACGUGGCUCCUUGGCGGAAGAGCCAUGUUGGACUUUGCGAUCUUCGCCGUUACCUUCCUGCUGGCGUUGGUGGCAGCGGUGCUCUACCUUUAUCCGGCUUCUAGACAAGCUGCAGGAAUUCCAGGAAUUACACCAACUGAAGAAAAAGAUGGUAAUCUUCCAGAUAUUGUGAACAGUGGAAGUUUGCACGAGUUCCUGGUUAAUUUGCAUGAGAGAUAUGGGCCUGUGGUCUCUUUCUGGUUUGGCAGGCGCCUUGUGGUUAGUUUGGGCACUGUUGAUGUCCUGAAGCAGCAUAUCAACCCCAAUAAGACAUCGGACCCUUUUGAAACCAUGCUUAAGUCAUUAUUAAGGUAUCAAUCUGGUGGUGGGAAUGCGAAUGAAAACCACAUGAGGAAAAAAUUGUAUGAAAGCGGUGUGGCUAAUUCUCUGCAGAGUAAUUUUGCUUUCCUGCUAAAGCUUUCGGAAGAAUUAUUAGAUAAAUGGCUCUCCUACCCAGAGUCCCAGCAUGUACCCCUCUGCCAGCAUAUGCUUGGUUUUGCUAUGAAGUCUGUUACACAGAUGGUAAUGGGUAAUACAUUUGAAAAUGACCAGGAAGUCAUUCGCUUCCAGAAGAAUCAUGGCACAGUUUGGUCUGAAAUUGGAAAAGGAUUUUUAGAUGGAUCACUUGAUAAAAGUAUAACUCGGAAAAAGCAAUAUGAAGAUGCUCUUAUGCAACUGGAAUCUAUCUUAAAGAAAAUCAUAAAAGAACGAAAAGGAAAGAACUUCAGUCAGCAUAUUUUCAUUGACUCCUUAGUACAAGGGAACCUUAAUGACCAGCAGAUCCUUGAAGACAGUAUGAUAUUUUCUCUGGCCAGUUGCAUAAUAACUGCAAAAUUGUGCACCUGGGCAAUCUGUUUUUUAACCACCUCUGAAGAGGUUCAGAAAAAACUUUAUGAAGAGAUAGACCAAGUUUUUGGAAAGGAACCUAUUACUCCAGAGAAAAUUGAGCGGCUCAGAUAUUGUCGGCAAGUACUUUGUGAAACUGUUCGGACUGCCAAACUGACCCCUGUUUCUGCCCGGCUUCAAGAUAUUGAAGGAAAGGUUGACAAAUUUAUUAUUCCUAGAGAGACUCUUGUUCUUUAUGCCCUUGGUGUGGUACUUCAGGAUCCCAGUAGUUGGCCAUCACCACACAAAUUUGAUCCAGACCGGUUUGAUGAUGAAUCGGUAAUGAAAACUUUCUCCUUGCUUGGAUUCUCAGGCACACAGGAAUGUCCAGAGUUGAGGUUUGCAUAUAUGGUGACCACAGUACUUCUGAGUGUAUUGGUGAGAAGGCUGCACCUACUUUCUGUGGAGGGACAAGUUAUUGAAACUAAGUAUGAACUGGUAACAUCAUCCAAGGAAGAAGCUUGGAUCACUGUCUCAAAGAGAUAUUAAAAUUUUAUACAUUCAACUUUCUUGAGGAAAAUGACGGUUUAGAAAAAGUGUAUUAAAUCCUUUUACAUACCAAGUAAUACUGUGGAAUAUAAAUAACCUACUGGUACUUCGUUAUGUAAAUUUGGAUUUUUGUAUAUCAGAUUUUCUUAAUUCAUGAUAUACAUUGAUACUUAUUGUAUAUAAUAAUAAUUUUAAUGGGAAGCUCUCUGCUUUUCAUUUUUGUUUUAUCACUUUCUAUGCCAUUCUUCAUAUUAUUUUUCUUAGUUUGGUCUCUAAUGUUCUUGUUUUAAAUUUCUAAUAUUGAAGAGAGACAUUAUUUUUGCGCACUUUGGCAAAUCAUGUUUUCUGAAUAUUUAUAAAAGGGAAACAUAAUCCUAACUUUUUUUCAUACUUCCAAUAAAUCACUUUAAAGGGGGAAAACAAGAACUUUCCAUAAUUUUAUUUCUUGCAUUAAGAUUUUUAUUUUCUGAGGGGCGCCUGGGUGGCUCAGUUGGUUGAG
Molecule: messenger RNA, 1980 nt
Organism: Hyaena hyaena (striped hyena)
Lineage: Eukaryota; Metazoa; Chordata; Mammalia; Carnivora; Hyaenidae
Product: cytochrome P450 20A1
Exons: 13
Coding region: 93-1481 (462 amino acids)
Cellular component (GO): membrane
Molecular function (GO): heme binding; monooxygenase activity; oxidoreductase activity, acting on paired donors, with incorporation or reduction of molecular oxygen
Source: RefSeq, a predicted model, not a curated record